GUGAUCCGUCUGCGUGCUGCCUUUGCCCAGGGUCCCUCGGUGGUUCUGGCUCUGGAUCUCCUCGUGGGUGACCUUGGGGGUGUCCUGAGAGCGGCUCCGGCGCCGCUGCCGCUGCCCAGGGUGAGAGCACUGCUGGCCAUGACCCUGAGAGGGCUGGGACAUGUUCAUGAGAACCAUCUACUGCACAGGGAUCUCAAACCAGCCAAUCUCCUGUUGGACUCGCGGGGUCUCCUCAAAUUGGCCGAUUUUGGGCUCUCUCGGCUGCUCCACCCCAGCCCAGGGCGCCCCUACAGCCACCAGGUGGCCACCAGGUGGUACCGAGCCCCGGAGCUGCUCUACGGCGCCCGAAGCUACGACGAGGGCGUCGACCUCUGGGCCGUCGGGUGCAUUUUCGGGGAGCUGCUGACGCUGUCGCCGCUGUUCCCGGGGGAGAACGACAUCGAGCAGCUCUGCUGUGUCCUCAGGGGACUGGGGACACCCCGGGAUAGCGACUGGCCGGAGCUCUCAGCUCUCCCCGAUUUCCCCAAGCUCCAUUUCCACCCCACGGCCCCUCCCCCACUGGAGCUGUUGGUUCCCGGAGCCGACGCCGCUGCUCUGGAUCUGCUGGGGCGGCUCCUCCAGUACCGGGCCCGGCUCAGACCCAGAGCCCAGCAG
Messenger RNA from Malurus melanocephalus (red-backed fairy wren), 654 nucleotides. It is a transcript of the gene CDK20, whose product is annotated as cyclin dependent kinase 20. The record is from RefSeq and is a predicted model, not a curated record. The transcript is spliced from 5 exons. The annotation marks the transcript as partial. Gene Ontology annotation, molecular function: cyclin-dependent protein serine/threonine kinase activity; ATP binding. Gene Ontology annotation, cellular component: nucleus. Lineage: Eukaryota; Metazoa; Chordata; Aves; Passeriformes; Maluridae. Gene Ontology annotation, biological process: protein phosphorylation.